This is a messenger RNA of Oncorhynchus masou masou (cherry salmon), 4020 nucleotides long. Its product is annotated as SOSS complex subunit B1-like. The transcript is spliced from 7 exons. The coding region runs from base 223 to 810 and encodes 195 amino acids. NCBI's taxonomy places the organism in Eukaryota, Metazoa, Chordata, Actinopteri, Salmoniformes, Salmonidae. The record is from RefSeq and is a predicted model, not a curated record. Gene Ontology annotation, cellular component: SOSS complex. Gene Ontology annotation, molecular function: DNA binding. Gene Ontology annotation, biological process: mitotic cell cycle checkpoint signaling; double-strand break repair via homologous recombination; response to ionizing radiation.
UUCACUACUGUAGUGAAAUACUGAUGCUCACGAAAAACAACUAGCAAGCCAGCCCUUUUACAAACAGGAAAACAAUACUUAUAUUUAAACUGACUUGUCCCAUGGCUUAAACUCCCUUAUAUCGGACAACGCAGCUGUGAACGACAAUACACACCGUUGAGUGCUGCUUUGGUCUAAAGUUGACUUAGCUACAGUUGUGGAUGCAUGACGAGAAUCUGAAAGAUGACGACUGAGACCCACGUCAAGGACAUCAAGCCAGGACUCAAGAAUCUCAACGUUAUCUUCAUCGUACUGGAAACCGGUGAGGGACGAGUGACAAAAACAAAGGAUGGGCAUGAGGUGCGGACCUGUAAGGUGGCCGACAAGACAGGCAGCAUCAGCAUCUCUGUUUGGGAUGAGGUGGGGGGACUGAUCCAAACUGGUGACAUAAUCAGACUCACUAAGGGAUAUGCGUCUGUGUUCAAAGGUUGCCUGACUCUGUACACAGGCAGAGGUGGAGAGCUGUUGAAGAUUGGAGAGUUCUGCAUGGUGUACUCCGAGGUACCAAAUUUCAGUGAGCCUAACCCCGAGUAUUCGAACAUGGACCAGAUGAAAAACAAGACGGUACUCAGUGACCAAGGAAACAUACUGAACAAUAAUUCAGCUGGAAAUGACACUACCAAUGGGAACGGUGUGAAUUCACAAGGUUCCGGGAGCUCAAUUACCCCUCCGCAGGGAGGGCGGGCUGGCAGUGGUGUCGGCAGCAGGGCAAACAAUCCAGGAGGGACCACUGUCAAUGGAAAGGAGACCAGACGUUCUACCAAAAGAUGAUUAGAGAAGAGAGAAGCAAAGUCCAUCACGUGCCAGAAAUUUCAAAUGAGAGACUCUACCACUGAAGACUCAUGUUUCUUUUACAAACUGUGUAAUCAGUCUUUAUAUAUUUGUAUUAUUUAGUUUUGUUGAAAUUACCAUGACCAUUUUAUUUACUUGUCUUUGUAAAGUGGGUUAAAAAUUAGUAUCUUAAUUAGGUUUGUUUAAGGAACACGGUUCACAAAAGCUGCAACAAGUUUCCCUUACUUUUUUUUUUUUUUUUUACAAUUAAGGUGUUUAAUGGGAAGUCAUGCGUUUUUCAAAGGAAGUCAGGCAGGGAUGUUACCAUCCCUUUGUUUAAAAUGUGAUACUUUUUUUUAAACAAUGUUUUUCUUUAAUUUUCUGCACUCAAUGUUAAAAGUUUUCCCAUGAGAUGUCUAAAAUAUAAAAUGACUCUUAGUUAAUGUGCUGUGUAGGCUCUGUGUUCAAAAAGUAACCUAAGGCUGACAGAUGGGUGUGUAGUUGGAUUUUGGCAAUCAGCAACAAGCAUAUACAGUUGAAGUCGGAAGUUUAAAUUACACUUAUGUUGGAGUCAUUAAAACAUGAUUUUCCACAAUUUUCUUGUUAACAAACUAUAGUCUUGGCAAGUUGGUUAGGACAUCUACUUUGUGCAUGACAAGUACUUUUCCCAACAAUUGUUUACAGAUUUCACUUAUACUUCACUGUAUCACAAUUCCAGUAGGUCAGAAGUUUAUACACUAAGUUGACUAUGCCUUUUAACAGCUCCAGAAAAUGAGGUCAUGGCUUUAGAAACUUCUGAUGGGCUAAUUGACAUCAUUUGAGUCAAUUGGAGGUGUACCUGUGGAUGUAUUUCAAGGCCUACCUUCAAACUCAGUGCCUCUUUGCUUGACAUCAAAAGAAAUCAGCCAAGAUUUCAGAAAAAAAACUGUAGACCUCCAAGUCUGGUUCAUCCUUGGGAGUAAUUACCAAACGCCUGAAGGUAACAUGUUCAUCUGUACAAACAAUAGUAUGCAAAAAUAAACACCAUGAGACGACGCAGCCGUCGUACCGUCUCCUAGAGAUGAACGUACUUUGGUGCGAAAAGUGCAAAUCAAUCUCAGAACAGCAGCAAAGGACCUUGAAGAUGCUGGAGGAAACCGGUACAAAAGUAUCUAUAUCCACAGUGAAAUGAGUCAUAUAUCAACAUAGGAAGAAAGGAAGAAGCCAUUGCUCCAAAACCACCAUAAAAAAAUUCAGAUUACGGUUUGCCACUGCACAUCGGAACAAAGAUCAUACUUUUUGGAGAAAUGUCCUCUGGUCUGAUGACAUUUACAUUUAAGUCAUUUAGCAGACGCUCUUAUCCAGAGCGACUUACAAGUUAAUUUUUUUUACCUUUAUUUAACCAGGCAAGUCAGUUAAGAACACAUUCUUAUUCUUCAAUGACGGCCUGGGAACAGUGGGUUAACUGCCUGUUCAGGGGCAGAACGACAGAUUUGUACCUUGUCGGCUCGGGGGUUUGAACUCACAACCUUCCGGUUACUAGUCCAACGCUCUAACCACUAGGCUACCCUGCCGCCCCAAAAAUAGAACUGUUUGGCCAUAAUGACCAUCGUUAUGUUUGGUGGAAAAAGAGGCUUGCAAGCCGAAGAACACCUUCCCAACCGUGAAGCACGGUGGUGGCAGCAUCAUGUUGUAGGGGUGCUUUGCUGCAGGAGGGACUGGUGCACUUCACAAAAUAGAUGGCUUCAUGAGGAAAGGAAAAUGAUGUGGAUAUAUUGAAGCAACAUCUCAAGACAUCAGUCAGGAAGUUCAAGCUUGGUCGCAAAUGGGUCUUCCAAAUGGACAAUGACCCCAGCAUACAUCCAAAGUUGUGGCAAAAUGGCUUAAGGAUGACAAAGUCAAGGUAUUGGAGUGGCCAUCACAAAGCCCUGACUUCAAGCCUAUAGAAAAUUUGUGGGCAGAACUGCAAAAGCGUGUGCAAGCAAGGAGGCCUACAAACCUGACUCAGUUACACCAGCUCUGUCAGAAGGAAUGGGCCAAAAUUCACCCAACUUAUUGUGGGAAGCAUGCGGAAGGCUAUCCAAAACGUUUGACCCAAGUAAAACAAUUUAAAAGGCAACCAACUACUAACCCACUGGGAAUGUGAUGAAAGAAAAUAAAGCUGAAAAAAAAUCACUACUAUUAUUCUGACAUUUCACAUUAAAAUAAAGUGGUGAUCCUAAUUGACCUAAGACAGGGAAUUUUUACUAGGAUUAAAUGUCAGGAAUUGAGUUUAAAUGUAUUUGUCUAAGGUGUAUGUAAACUUCCGACUUCAGCUGUAUAAAAGUGAACAAAAAACAAAGUAGAUAUUAAGCAAUAGCACUUUAUUUAAACAACCAAUCCUAAGCCACAACACUGAAUGACAAGACUCAUAGGCUGCGGCAUACAUUGUAUAAAAUUGAUAAGGUUUCAAUGCCUUGGUUUGUUAAGUUUCUCCUGUAAUGUCAAAGGUCAAUGCAGAUUACGUUGUUUGAUUCACUCAAAUCAUUAUGCAUGUAAAAUUUUUGUAACAAAUAACCAUUCACUAGCACACUUAAUGAUAUACCAAGGCAAAGUGCUUUCAAGGAUUGCAUUAUCAUGACAGUUGGAUAUUUGUUCAGGAGUGGGAGGGAGGGGGGGUUGUAUGUAUGUAAACUUCUCUGAACCCCUAAUGCUGCAUCGCACAUUCCUCUGCUUCAGUCAAAAUCUCAAAGGUCUAGGGGGAGGGGGUAGUAUGACAAAUGAUUCAUUUAUUUUAUUUUGAAUGCUUAAGGCUGGAUACGAUAACAUUUACCUUCACACGUAAACACCACAUUCAUAAUCAGACUUCAGUAAGAGCCUUAGUUAUUUGUUGCUUUUGUAAUGAAGUUAGAUAAACACACAUUCUCCCAAUCUCUCGUAGUUUCACACUGUUACAACUGUAAACUUGAUGUUUAGACAUAUGGCUCAACUUACAAACGUACAGUAAAAACCUGGAUGAUUACUGGUGGUUAAAGGAUACUUUCAGGGGGUUAAAUAAAAGCAAUCAUAAAGUACCUUGUUGCGACAAGUAUCUGAAGAAUAGCAAACAUGUACCACAGACGAGGUUCACGUGUAUGCUACAACAGACCUUAGAGAUUUCAUUCGGAUCAUAAUACAGUUUGGCUUCACAUUCCAGUGGCUGUUGUGAUAUAUUAUUUUUCCUUUCAUUUUACAUGCUCACACACACACACA